CAUAUGACCGUACUGGGUAGGACUGAUGGGGGCAGUAGUUGAACAGCAUCUGGAGGUUCACACGUAUCCCGCUUGCCUGGGUAACUGCUCCAUUUUAAUGAAACUGUAUGGGUGAUAUUUUAGUUGUUAAAAUUCCGCUUUAAACUUUAAGCAGAACGUUACGUUUUUAUUAUUUUCUAUUGUAUCUGAUUGAUUGACAGCACCUGAAUUGCAGCUUAAAGUACUUGGUACUAGUGGGAUACAUAAAGAUGUUUUAUUGCUGCAUCUAUUACCCUUGUAUCUCGCUUUUCGUCUCAGAUAGUUCGAGGAAGCAGUGUACGUGGUGGUUCUUCUGAGGUUUUUUCCCCUCACAACAGCCUUAUGAGAAUUGGUUAGGCUGAGAGCGAGUGAUCACCCAGCGAGCUUCAAGGCUGCUUGGGGUUUUGACUCGUUGUCUCCUUUGUAAUAAUGCAAUGCUUUAGCAACCUUUCCUCACCUGCUUGUUUGGCAGAGUAAUACCCGUUGUUUUAAUGGGAUUAGUGGAGAAUGAUGAAAAAUUUGCUUCUUCAAAAUAAUCGGAACCCGAGCAGGCAUCCCAUUUCGCUGCUGCACCUAUGAAAGUUGCUUCCCUUAUUUUCUUUGUUCUACCUGCCAGAAAACAUCGAUGCGGCCACCCGAGGUUCCUCCCUCGCCUGUGCUUUGCCUGCAGCGAUUGGGCAGUGGCUGUGGAGCCACUGGGUGGGGGAAGGCUGUGAUUGCCUCGUGAGGGUCGCUGAUGAGUGGCUCUUGCUCUGAUUGGUCUGUGACCAUGAGCGCUGGACCCCGGCUGCUCUCUCGCUUCAUUAACAAAGCCCAAGACUGUUCUACUGCUGCCCCCUUCCCUCCAUAGAGAAAUGGGUCACGGGAGAAGAGGAUAUAUGGUGCCUUUUGAGAACCUGGUUACAAAGUAAUGUGAUCUAGCUUGGCUAGAGAAAUGGUACAAGAUCAGAUCCUGUUGUUUUGUUUUUUUUUUAAGACAACCUGGUUAUUCCUGAGCAUGCACAAAGUUACUUACAUUCUUGAUCACAAAUGGAAUGCCUUUCCUUGGGUUGGAGGGUGUGAGGGAACACUGUGUUUGAAACUGCAGAUAACUGUUGCAGUUAAGGUAAACACUGCAGGACUAAAUUUACCUUUGGCUCAGCCUGUGCAAGGAUCCUUCAAUGGCUCCUUAUCUACCUUGCAUGCCCAUGAGCUGGCAUCCAUUGCCAUUAAGGAGUCUUUGCAGAGGGCAAAAAUCAACCCGAAAGAAGUGUCUGAGGUUAUAAUUGGACAUGUCUUGGCUGCAGGUGCUGGUCAGAAUCCUGCUCGGCAAGCCAGCGUCGGUGCAGGCAUUCCAUAUGAGGUACCGGCUUGGAGCUGCCAAAUGAUAUGUGGUUCAGGCCUGAAAGCAGUGUGUCUAGGGGCUCAGUCCAUCCUGACGGGUGAUUCCAGUAUUGUGGUGGCCGGAGGCAUGGAAAGCAUGAGCAAGGCGCCACACAUCAUUCAUAUGCGCAGUGGUGUGAAGAUGGGGGAAGCCUCUUUGCAGGAUACGCUUAUCUUGGAUGGGUUGACGGAUGCCUUUUACCAUUACCACAUGGGUAUAACUGCUGAAAAUGUGGCCAAGCAAUGGCAGGUUAGCAGAGAGGAGCAAGACCAAGUGGCUGUGAAGUCACAGAACAAGGCUGAGCAUGCCCAGAAGGCUGGCUAUUUUGAUAAAGAGAUUGUACCUGUCCAUGUGCCAUCCCGGAAAGGUCCUGUGGAAGUUAAAUCUGAUGAGCAUCCACGGCAUGGCAGCAACCUAGAAACGAUGGCCAAGCUAAAGCCUUACUUUGUAACGGAUGGGACAGGAACAGUGACCGUAGCAAAUGCCUCAGGUAUAAACGAUGGUGCUGCAGCUGUUGUUCUCAUGAGGAAAGCCGAAGCUGUUCAACGAGGCCUUACUCCUUUGGCUCGGAUUGUAUCUUGGGCUCAAGCCGGUGUAGAUCCUUCUGUAAUGGGAAUAGCACCUGUGCCAGCAAUAAGGAAAGCUAUUCAAAGAGCAGAUUGGACGACAGAUCAAGUGGACUUGUAUGAAAUUAAUGAAGCUUAUGCUUCUGUAGGUGCUGCAAUAAUAAAAGAGCUUAAAUUGAACCCAGAAAAGGUUAACAUUGAAGGUGGGGCUGUUGCCCUUGGUCAUCCUCUUGGAGCAUCUGGUUGUCGAAUCCUUGUUACUUUGCUUUAUGCACUAGAACGAACAGGUGGAAAACGGGGGGUUGCUGCUUUGUGUGUAGGAGGAGGACUGGGCAUAGCAAUGUGUGUCGAAAGAUAAAAUGUUUCUGUACUAUUCUCUCAUGACUUAUCUUUAUUAAUAAAGUCGGUUUGUGAAUUUUAA
Messenger RNA from Varanus komodoensis (Komodo dragon), 2368 nucleotides. RefSeq names its product acetyl-CoA acetyltransferase 2 (gene ACAT2). The transcript is spliced from 9 exons. Gene Ontology annotation, biological process: fatty acid beta-oxidation. The coding region runs from base 953 to 2305 and encodes 450 amino acids. The record is from RefSeq and is a predicted model, not a curated record. NCBI's taxonomy places the organism in Eukaryota, Metazoa, Chordata, Lepidosauria, Squamata, Varanidae. Gene Ontology annotation, molecular function: acetyl-CoA C-acetyltransferase activity.